AUGCUGACGAUUCCACACUCCAAGAACAACGGAUUCCCAGGAAGCUAUGCCUUGGAUCGUCAAGCCUACUACACCACAGCUUCCUGGUGGCUGGACCGUGCCUUCUUUGGCUCCCCCACGGUGACACCCUGGAUGCGCCCGGGGCAUUUCAACUACGUCGACGCUCAGAACCUCUACGAGGACCGAGCCCAGACCUUCCACCCCUGCGGCUGCUACAACCCACAUGGCGUCGAAUUCUGUGCAGGUGUCCAGCUGGCCGAGGGCUUUGGGGAAACCACCAUGGGCGGUGCAGAGCCCAGCGGUCCGAAAGUCACGCCACCGCAGUGGCUCGUGGGGACGGAACAGGAGACGGCCUUCAACCUGUAUGCCAACCAUGGCGGAGGCUAUGUCUACAUGCUGUGCAAGCGCGACAGCUUCCUUCAAUGUCGCCAGGAUCAUUUGGCAGAUCCCAUCCGAGGCUCGAGCCAGGAGCAGGUUGAUGCCUAUCUGAAAUGCAUUUGGGACUGCUUCGAAGCCAACGUUCUGGACUUUGCGGACACUCAGUGGCUGGAGUAUCAAGCGCAGAGGGACCUGAAUGUGACGAUGAAGAUCACCAGCAAGAGUGGCGACACAGAGCCGGCAGGCUCCACCUGGCGGUGGAUCCCCAUCCCCGACACGGCGCAGAUCUCGGGAGGUGGCGAAGGCUUGUGCUCCUGGGACGCCGUGCAAAGCUUCGGCGACGCUCAGGUGGAGCAGCUCUUUGCGGAGGACUUCGGUCCAAAGUCUGUCUGCGACGCGGGGCCCAAGGUGCACAACCCCAACAACUGGGAGGUCCAUGACAAGGUGCUGGUGCCCAACAACCUUCCCCCAGGUGAGUAUCUCCUCAGUUGGCGUUGGGAUUGUUACAUGGCAGAUCAGAUUUGGUCCAACUGCGCGGACGUGGAGAUCGUGGACCCUAAUGCCCCCACCACUACCACGAGCACCACAACAACGAGCAGUCGCACAGGCGGCACCACCACUGGCGGUGGAACUGGAUGUGUCGAUGAGCCGCUGCCCGCCCAGUGGAGCCAACAAGGACGUUUUGACUGUACGUAUUUUGAAGAGAGAGGUGCUGCCUACAGCCAGCCCAAAGCCUAUUGUGCCCACAAUGCCAUCAGCACCGCGUGCUGCUUCUGUGGUGGCGGCGUUUCUGCCGUGCAGACCGCUGUGCAGACCGUGCGGAAGCCGCGAAAGCGCUCGCUGAGGGCCUCAUUGGCGCUCAUCCAGAGUACGAAGAACGUCACUCGUUUAAACUCCGAGCUAUGA
Messenger RNA from Durusdinium trenchii, 1284 nucleotides. NCBI's taxonomy places the organism in Eukaryota, Dinophyceae, Suessiales, Symbiodiniaceae. The record is from the annotation of a GenBank genome assembly.